Molecule: messenger RNA, 340 nt
Organism: Frankliniella occidentalis (western flower thrips)
Lineage: Eukaryota; Metazoa; Arthropoda; Insecta; Thysanoptera; Thripidae
Product: ubiquitin-conjugating enzyme E2 K-like
Biological process (GO): protein polyubiquitination; proteasome-mediated ubiquitin-dependent protein catabolic process
Cellular component (GO): nucleus
Molecular function (GO): protein binding; ubiquitin conjugating enzyme activity
Source: RefSeq, a predicted model, not a curated record
AGGACGCAAGUUCAAGGAGAGUCUUAAGCGCCACGUUAAAUCCAUGACUGAUAUGGGCUACAACUUAAACAAUGUGAUGGAACACCUUUCUGCUGCCGACUGGGAUAUUGACAUGGCCCUGGAGACAAUCAACAUGAACACCUAAUUUGCAUUCCAUUUCUUGUUUUUUUGUUUAAUAAUGUUUGUUUCACAAUUAUAUUUUCCCCAUACUUUGUGUUUUAAUGUGUGAAUGCUUGAAUGGCAGUUUCUUUUUUAUAUUGUGACACUAUCACCCUUGCCUCUUUAUGGCAAGGCUCACUUGUAGUGCUUUAUUAAGGAAAUAAACAUAUAUGUCCAGAUA